GUCUCCCCAUAAGCAUAAAGGAGGGGGAGGCGCACAUGCAUUGAGAGGAGCCCACUUGCUCACACGCAUAGUAGUAGCAGCCGCAUUUUCACAGUCCACUCUUGAGACUGACAGCAGCAAACGGGGGUUGAGAGCCAGCACAACAGAGAGAGGAGGACAGAGGGCUGGAAACAAGGAAGUCAUCAAAGGAGGACAGGAAAGGAGGGAUUUACUCAGUAUUUGCUGCUUUUUUUUCAGCACCCCGGGAGCCAUAAAAGGAAUCUCCCAUCUGCUCUUCUUCAGCUGAACUUUCUCUGCCGGAGGACCCGUUCUGUGUUAUGGCAGCCCUGACGGGACAUGGGGACACGGCUUCCCUCUCCUCUGUCUCCUCUCAUCCUUGGAUGUUCUUCCUCUGGGCUCUCUCCACUCUCUCCUGUCAGGUCUGCUGCUUUAACCUGGACACCACUCACACGCUGCACAAGCUGGGGGACCGGGGCACUUUCUUUGGUUUCUCCGUGGCACUCCACAAGCAGCUUAACCCGGAGCCUCAGAGCUGGAUCUUGGUGGGAGCGCCACAGGCAGCGGGGCAGGGUAAGCUGAGGGGAAGUCGACCCGGAGCCCUUUUCCGUUGCCCGAUCACACCAGAGGAGUACGACUGUGACAGGGUGGAUAUCGAUGGAGACGUGAAUCUGGACAGAGAGAGCAAAGACAAUCAGUGGUUGGGAGUUUCAGUCAAAAGUCAGGGAAUUGGAGGCAAAGUGGUGACCUGUGCUCACCUGUACGAGCUGAGACAACGAGUGAGUCAACCUUCGGAAACCCGGGAUCCCAUCGGACGCUGCUACGUCCUGAGCGAUGACCUGACGAAGCGGGACGACUUGGACGGAGGAGAGUGGAAGUUCUGCGAGGGCCGAUCGCAGGGACACGAGCAGUUUGGUUUCUGUCAGCAGGGUCUGUCUGUCAGUUUCACUCCAGACAGAAAUUUCAUCCUCUUUGGAGCUCCGGGAACAUACAACUGGAAAGGUGAGCUGCGAGUCGAGCUCCUGAACCAGACUGUGCUUGACCUCGGUUUCUAUGACGAUGGGCCGUACGAGGUGGCAGAUCACAAAGAGUUCAAUGCGCUGCUCAUCCCAGUGCCCUCCCACAGUUACCUGGGGCUCUUGUUCAUGGCUAGCGCUGUUGAAGACGCACCGCUGUACAAAACUCUGGAGCCUUCCACACCGUUUGAGGACGUAGCUCAUAAUAGCUACUUAGGGUUUUCUGUAGACUCAGCCAAAGGCAUAAUGAACCUCGAGGAGCUGACCUUUGUGGCUGGUGCACCACGUGCCAAACACACAGGGGCUGUGGUGCUGCUGAAGAAGGACAACGUGCACCGGCUGGUGCCUCAGCACAUAUUCUGGGGGGAGGAGCUUGCAUCCUCGUUUGGAUAUUCUGUGGCCACCACGGAUCUCAACAAUGAUGGGUGGACAGAUGUGAUUGUUGGAGCUCCUAACUUUUUUGACCGUAAAGCAGAGAUCGGCGGAGCUGUGUAUGUGUAUUUAAACCCCUUUGGUCACUGGGAUGAUCAGGCCAGACCGAUCCGCCUCAAUGGAACAUAUGACUCCAUGUUUGGGAUGACAGUCGGUAAUAUCGGAGAUCUCGAUCAGGAUGGAUACGGAGAUAUUGCGGUGGGAGCUCCAUUUGAUGGAGAUGGAAAAGUUUUCAUCUACAGAGGCUCUGAUGCUGGAAUUGAGACUAAGCCUGCUCAGGUUCUGGAUGGCCGUGACUUUGACGUGAAACGUUUUGGCUACUCCAUCUCAGGGGGUAUGGAUAUCGACGAGAACCACUAUCCAGAUGUGGUUGUCGGUUCUCUUAAUGACUCUGUGGUUCUCUUCAGGUCUCGUCCCGUAAUCCACGUGAUCAGAGAAGUAUCAAUCGAUCCUCAGUAUAUUGAUUUGGAGCAGAAGAACUGCAAGGAAAGAGAGGGAGUUUGUGUUGAGGUUAAGGCCUGCUUUAUGUUCACGGCACACCCACAUCACUACUCGCCACACAUUACCCUCGUGGUGCAGUUUGAAGCAGACACGGAGCGCAGAAAGCUGGGCCUCCCUCACCGCGUUAACUUCCUGGGACGCAGCUCUCUGGACCCAGAGUACACCCAGACAGAAGAGGUGGAGCUGCAUCGGCAGCGCCGCGCUGAUUGCACGACUGCCAUCUUCCAGCUGCAUGAAAACAUCCGUGACAAACUGCGUCCCAUUUCAUUAGACGUAACCCACACGAUCAAGCCUGUGCCGCCGCGCAAGCACUCUAAGAGAGCGACCAAGCUGCCACCUGUACUGAAUAUCUCUCCGUCUAACACGCUGCAUUCUGAGGUGAACUUCCUGCGAGAAGGAUGCGGCAGCGACAAAAUCUGUCAGAGCAACCUGAAGCUGAGCUACCAGUUUGGAACCAGGCCCCUGAACUCUGACUCCUUCACUCCUCUGCCCAGAGAUGAUGACGGUGUGCAGGUGUUUUCUCUGUCUGAUCAGCGGCUGGUGGUGCUGGAGAUCACGGUGACCAACACGCCUUCAGAUCCUCUGAACCCAGAGGAAGACGGCGAUGACGCUCACGCUUCCCAACUGUUUAUCAACCUUCCAAGCACGUUGCCGUACGCCGGCUCCAGGGUCCCACCGCAGAUGAUGUGUCAGGCGAAUCAGAAUGGCUCCCAAGUUGAAUGUGAUCUGGGAAACCCUGUCAAACGAAAUGCGAAGCUAAAAUUCACCAUCAACCUGAGCACAUCCAACAUCACUACUGAGACAACUGAGCUGACAGCAGGUCUCCAACUGGCAACGAUCAGUGAACAGCUUGACCUGGAUCCUGUCACAGCUUAUGCUAAAGUUGUGAUAGAGCUCCCCCUGUCUCUCAUUGGACUGGCUCGUCCUCACCAGCUGUUCUUCAGUGGCACGGUGAAGGGGGAGAGCGCCAUGACCAGCCUGGAGGACAUUGGCAACCCUGUGGAUUUAGAGUUUGUGAUAUCCAAUCCUGGAAAACCUCUCCAGACCCUAGGCUCCGCCUUCCUCAACAUCAUGUGGCCUAACGAGCUGGUCAAUGGGAAGUGGCUGCUGUAUCCUGCAAGCCUGAAGUUUGAGGGCCACCCAGAGACUCACUGUAGUCCUGCCGGAGCUGUGAAUCCCCUAAAGCUGCAGAGUUCAUCAGCUGCUGAGCAGGUGGGUAGAAGUCGGCGUUCACAUCCAGAGGAGGAAGAUCAAGUGAUGACAAAAGGCAGUGACGGACGCACCACGCCAGCAGUGGCAGCUUCAGAGAGACGCAAGUCACUUAAACUGGAUUGCCUCCUUGGGUCAGCACGCUGUGUGCUGUUCCAGUGUCCGCUCCACAGCUUUACUGGUCAGACUGUCCUCAAGAUCCACGCCAGGCUAUGGAAGAGCAGUUUCAUAGAGGAUUUCCCAACUGUUAGUGCUCUGGAGCUGCUGAUCAGAGCCAACAUCACUGUGAAGUCCAGCAUCAAACAUCUGGUCCUCAGGGAUGCAUCUGUACAGAUCCCAGUAAUGAUCUACCCUGAGCUUGGUCUUGCAGACCAGUACCGGAUCCCCUGGUGGAUCAUCCUAAUAGCCAUCUUGGCAGGCAUCCUGCUGCUGACUCUCCUCGUCUGCAUAUUGUGGAAGUGUGGCUUCUUCCGACGUGCGCACUACAAAGACAAGCUUCCUCAGUACCACGCAGUGAAGAUUCCCCGCGAGCUCCGGCCACAGUUCCAAACGGAGAAGUCUGGAAGUGUCCAUAAAAAGGAAUGGGCCACGCACUGGAGUGAUGGGACCUUGUAACUUUGAAGCACUGUCAUAAUUUGAAUCACCGUGUGUGGCACUCAUUCUGUCUUUGCUUAGCAACUAACUGAUUGGGAAAAAAAAAAAAAAAAAAAAAAAGUUCACCAAGACUGGGAUCAUGGGAUAUCGCGCAUGUCAGAACAUGCAAAUCGGUGGCCUUUGGGCAGAUCUGUAUUCUCCAAACUGCAGCUCAUUAACAUCUUGGCCUCAAAUAUUCUGUUUACACUGUGCAUCCACUGUUUCACAGUUUGACAGCGAGCACUGAAGGCUCGCAACAAGGUCAGAACGAGUCUCGCUGCUCAGUACGUUUCACGGCGUACACAAGGGAGCGUCGGCGCUUCGUCGUCUGUCAGCGGUUUUGACUGACAGAUCAGAGGAGGAAUGGAAAAUCAAAGACAUGCAUGAAUGCACAAACAUACAGGACAAUAUUAGAUGCCAAGAGACAUGCAGAUUGAUGCAGACGCCAUGGGACAGACUACUUUUUGCCUGAACUACUGGGACUGAGAUAUGAGAACAGGCAAAGGAAAAAAAAAACAGCUUUUUAAUGAAAAGAAUGUUUGGAGUUGUUUUUUGUUUUGUUUUGUUUGUAACGAUGAACUGAAUGCAUAGUUUUCUUGGCUAGUUGGGAAAAAAAUAAAUAAUGCAGGUGCAUCCCAAUAAAUUAAAAUAACACUGAAAUGUUGAUUUAUUUCAGUAACUCAGCUCAAAAAGUGAAACAUAUAAUAUUCAUAACAUACAGAGUGACACAUUCUUACUUUUUAUUUCAGUUGAAAUUUGAUGGCUUACAGCUAUCAAAACUGCCACUUUGUAAGUAUGCCACUUUUUGUUUCUAUUCAAUGAACAAAUUUUGUUACUGAAAUAAACAUCCUGAUGAGAUUUUAAUUUGAGACGCACCUGUAUGCUCACUAUUUUGCUGUCACAUGUUUAAAAAAAAAAAAAAACCUUUGUUACUAUUUUUUUCUUUUUUAGUUACAUGUUAGUUAGAUCUACUGAACGUCUCUGGUCUGCUGCCUGGUUUACCUUGAAUUUACCGUGAAAUGAAAUACAGGCAACACCGUGAAAUGCUAGGGGUCGUGACCUCGUUGUUGCAUGGAAAUCAAAUGGGUCAGAAAGGUAAGCAAUGCUUAACUCCAAAUUUAUUUUCCAACAGGUUCCUGCUGAUUACAGCACAUGUAAUUAUCAUUUUUGCAAAAGGCAGAAUGUCUAAAAUAGUUUUAUAACAUUUCUGAGUGACUUAGGAUGCUCAUGAGCAAAUAUUAAGCAAAUAACGUUUUCUAAUUAUACAAUCUAAUUUGUCACCCUGAUAACUGCUCACAUGAUUUCACAUGAACCAGUACAAUGAUUUCAGCACCGAUGGGUCUAAUUUCCAACAUGUGCCUUAUUGUAAACACGGCAGAUGGAGAGCUACUGGUCACAAACACAAGGCUACUGCUAAUUAGAUGCUGCCGCCCUGAGACAUCUGUUGGACACAGGUGGGCGAGUACAACAUCCUUCAGACGCUGAAGCGACGCAUAGAAGGGAUUUCCUAGUUUUCUACAACAGCAGCAAAUGGAGCAGAACAAACUUUUUGAGGAUUUUAUUUUGGAGUCAUUAACUCAGUUGUAAAGCGUUUUGGAGACGGCUUGGAUUUUUAGGUAUUGCUGGACAAUCGUUUGUGUUUUCUGCAUGCAGGGUCCUACUGCGCUUCUGAUGUCUCCAAAACUACGAUUAUUUUUGUUGCCAUUUAUUUAUUUUUGUUUGGCUGUACCGUUUCAACCUUGUAAAUAAAAGACAACUUGGCCAAGAAA
This is a messenger RNA of Fundulus heteroclitus (mummichog), 5557 nucleotides long. RefSeq names its product integrin, alpha 7 (gene itga7). NCBI's taxonomy places the organism in Eukaryota, Metazoa, Chordata, Actinopteri, Cyprinodontiformes, Fundulidae. The coding region runs from base 318 to 3770 and encodes 1150 amino acids. The transcript has 26 exons. Gene Ontology annotation, molecular function: integrin binding. Gene Ontology annotation, cellular component: external side of plasma membrane; integrin complex. The record is from RefSeq and is a predicted model, not a curated record. Gene Ontology annotation, biological process: cell-matrix adhesion; leukocyte migration; cell adhesion mediated by integrin.